GCUGGUUGCCAACAUGACCUUGUCUGAGAAGCUGUCCAUGCUGCAUGGUUCACCAGACGGCCGCACGGAGUGCAUGGACAGUCCUGGAUGCGCAUACGUUGGAAACAUUGCUCCAGUGGAGCGCCUCCGGAUACCACCUGUGAACAUGAACGAUGGGCCUCAGGGAUAUCGUGCACCAGCAGCGCUGGCUGGGACUUCCACGGAAUGGGGGCAAGGCAUGGGGAAGGAAUUCUACGACAAGGGCUCCAAUCUUCAGCUUGGUGAAGAUCCAUAUCUGGGUUACAGGCUUGUGCAGCCUGUGGUCAGAGGAAUACAGUCACAGAAGGUUGUGGCCAAUGCCAAGCAUUUCAUUCAGAACAACCAGGAAACAAAUCGAGUUGGAGUGAGCGCAGAAGUUGAUGAAAGAACUCGCUUCGAAAUGUACUACCCGCCAUUUGAGGGCGCUGUCCAAGCUGGGGUGGGGUCUAUGAUGUGCAGUUACAACAAGGUGAAUGGAGAUUGGAGCUGUGAGAAUCCGUUCACUUUACGCGGCGAUCUGAAGCAGACCCUGAACUACCAAGGCUACGUCAUGUCAGACUGGGGCGCGACGCAUUCAAUGUCGAUCGCGGCUGGUCUCGAUGUGGAGCAGCCAGGAGCUUUCUGGAUGAAUGCUGAGCUGAUCCAAGAAGCUCUGGAUGCAGGGACUGUGAAGGAGUCUCAGGUGGAUGACUCUGUGAGGCGGAUCCUGCAGGCAAUGUUUCAGGUCGGCGUCAUGGAUGAGCCCCUGAGUGCCUGGGACUGGAGCAAACGCCUGAGAAAUGUCACCACCGCUGCUUCUGUAGCUUCUGCUCGAAGACUAUCGGCAAAGGGCACAGUGCUGCUCAGAAAUGAAGGCAACAUCUUGCCGCUGACUCGUGGCAAGCGCGUUGCCGUGAUUGGCCUCGCAGACGCGAAAGCCAUUUACCACGCAGGGGGAUCUGGCAGCGUCCAGCCCUCCUCCGUCUCUACGCCACUACAAGGUUUUCGAGACGCUGUCGGAGAUUCAGGAACCGUUGAAUUCAACUGUGGAAGAGAUGUCAAUGCAGCAGUAGAGCUUGCCAAGCAGAGCGACUAUGCUGUCAUUUUUGUCGGCACGCUUUCGCGUGAAGAUUUUGACAGAAGUUCUCUGUCUUUGGAUGUUGGUGUGGACUGGACUGGUCAGAACGAGGCUGUCAGCGCCAUUGCAGCUGCAGCUGGCGAGAAAACUGUGGUUGUGGUCACUACUCCUGGAGCAGUGCUUCUACCGUGGUCAAGGCAGGUUGCGGCAAUCAUAACCAACUUCAUGCCGGGUCAGCAAGCUGGCAAUGCCGUUGCUGAUAUCUUGUUCGGCAAUGUCAAUCCUUCUGGCAAGCUGCCCGUGACGUUUCCAAAUCGUGACAACGAGACUGAGUUUUCACCCGCGCAGUAUCCAGGCAUUCCUGAUCCAAAAGCUCCAGCUUACGCAUUCUACACGGAGAAGCUGCAAAUUGGAUACAGGUUCUACGAAACACACCGAUUGCAGUUCCAGACAGGCUUUCCUUUUGGACAUGGGCUCUCCUACACAAGUUUUGCGUACAGCAAUUUGGAAAUUCGGGACGAUUUUCGUGGAGGCAAAACGGUGGCCUUCGUUGUUAAGAACACCGGGGGACGCCCUGGAGCAGAGGUGGCGCAGCUUUACCUCGAAUUUCCAGCUUCUGCUGGCGAGCCAUUCCAACUGAAGGGCUUCGCCAAGACCAAGCUGCUGGAUGCAGGUGAAGACUGUUCGCUCGCUCUUAACCUUCGACCCCGAGAUCUGUCGAUCUGGGAUACGGACAAACAUUCGUGGCGUCAAAUUGGGGGUGUGUUUGGAGUCAGUGUGGGGUCGUCGUCGCGUGACAUCCGCUUGCACGAGCAAUUCUCCACAAACAUUUUCGUAUAG
Messenger RNA from Symbiodinium pilosum, 1915 nucleotides. The record is from the annotation of a GenBank genome assembly. NCBI's taxonomy places the organism in Eukaryota, Dinophyceae, Suessiales, Symbiodiniaceae.